Messenger RNA from Racocetra fulgida, 282 nucleotides. Lineage: Eukaryota; Fungi; Glomeromycota; Glomeromycetes; Diversisporales; Gigasporaceae. The record is from the annotation of a GenBank genome assembly.
AUCGUCUAUCAAUGCUUCUUGCCAAAUAUGUUGAUGAUGUUGUGAUGAGUCAAAAUACUCGUGCAAUCAAGUCACGCAAAGAUUCACUAUGGUCUCUGGUUGAAAAGUUGACAUUCGUCUUUAACCAUCCGAAUCCUACAGAGCAUUAUUUGUUCGAAAAUGUACCAGAAAUUAAUGAAGAGGGUAUUAAAAAUAUUCUUUCUUUUUAUGAAACUGGUAAAUUACGCUUUCAAGAAGUGCUUGAGGAGGAUGUAUAUAAAACCAAACCUCAAACUUCUAAAC